Messenger RNA from Trametes versicolor FP-101664 SS1, 1899 nucleotides. Its product is annotated as ATP synthase F1 beta subunit. Gene Ontology annotation, molecular function: ATP hydrolysis activity; proton-transporting ATP synthase activity, rotational mechanism; ATP binding. NCBI's taxonomy places the organism in Eukaryota, Fungi, Basidiomycota, Agaricomycetes, Polyporales, Polyporaceae. Gene Ontology annotation, biological process: proton motive force-driven mitochondrial ATP synthesis; proton transmembrane transport. Bases 36 to 1658 code for a protein of 540 amino acids. The transcript has 6 exons. The record is from RefSeq and is a predicted model, not a curated record.
CCGUUCACCUCCCUUCAUCGUCCACGUCGUCCACGAUGCUCACCUCGCGCGGCGUACACCGUCUCUCUCGUAGAGCGCUGCAGAGCGCGAAGAAGACCAACGCCUUCUUCUCCACCGCUGCUGCCGCGCCCAUCAUCGCGCGGGCUGCGUCCACUCCUUCCUCCUCACAACGCGCCCUCCCCCGCUACACCCCCACCAAGUCUGCGCGUUCGUACGCGACUGAGGCGAAGGGUAUUGCUGGCCACGUGAAGACGGUCAUUGGUGCCGUUGUUGACGUUCAGUUUGACACUGAGAACCUCCCCCCCAUUCUCAACGCGCUCGAGGUGCAGGACCACCAUGGUGGUCGUCUCGUCCUUGAGGUCGCUGCUCACCUCGGCGAGAACUCGGUCCGUACCAUUGCCAUGGACGGUACCGAGGGUCUCGUCCGUGGGCAGAAGGUUGUCGACACGGGUUCGCCCAUUCGGAUCCCCGUCGGCGCUGCUACCCUUGGCCGUAUCAUGAACGUCAUUGGCGAGCCCAUUGACGAGCGUGGUCCCAUCAACGGUGUCAAGCUCUCCCCCAUUCACGCGGAGCCCCCUCCCUUCGUCGACCAGUCGACGACUGCCGAGGUCCUGGAGACGGGUAUCAAGGUUGUCGACCUGCUCGCCCCCUACGCUCGUGGUGGAAAGAUCGGUCUCUUCGGAGGUGCUGGUGUCGGCAAGACUGUGUUGAUUCAGGAGCUCAUCAACAACGUCGCGAAGGCGCACGGUGGUUUCUCCAUCUUCUGUGGUGUCGGCGAGCGUACCCGUGAGGGUAACGACUUGUACCACGAGAUGAUUGAGACCGGUGUCAUCAACCUCGAGGGUGACUCCAAGGUCGCUCUCGUCUUCGGUCAGAUGAACGAGCCCCCUGGUGCUCGUGCCCGUGUUGCGCUUACCGGCCUCACCAUCGCGGAGUACUUCCGUGACGAGGAGGGCCAGGAUGUGCUCCUGUUCAUCGACAACAUUUUCCGUUUCACCCAGGCGGGUUCGGAGGUGUCUGCGCUGCUCGGUCGUAUCCCCUCUGCCGUCGGUUACCAGCCCACGCUGUCGACGGACAUGGGUGGCAUGCAGGAGCGUAUCACCACCACCAAGAAGGGUUCCAUCACCUCGGUGCAGGCCGUCUACGUGCCCGCUGAUGAUUUGACGGAUCCCGCCCCCGCGACGACCUUCGCUCACUUGGAUGCCACGACCGUGUUGUCGCGUUCCAUUGCUGAGCUCGGUAUCUACCCCGCCGUCGACCCCCUCGACUCCAAGUCCCGUAUGCUCGACCCCCGUAUCGUCGGUCAGGAGCACUACGACGUCGCGACUGCUGUCCAGAAGAUCCUUCAGGACUACAAGUCGCUCCAGGACAUCAUUGCUAUCCUGGGUAUGGACGAGUUGUCCGAGGAGGACAAGCUGACUGUCGAGCGUGCUCGUAAGAUCCAGCGUUUCAUGUCCCAGCCCUUCGCUGUCGCCCAGGUCUUCACUGGCUUCGAGGGCAAGCUCGUCCCCCUGAAGGACACCGUUCGCUCGUUCCGUGAGAUCCUCUCUGGCACGCACGACAACCUCCCCGAGUCGGCAUUCUACAUGGUCGGCACGAUCGAGGACGUCAAGGCCAAGGCCGAGCAGCUCGCGAAGGAGAUGGGUGACUCCGCAUGAGCAGCUUGAUCGACGGCGUUCGGACGACGGUGCACGCGUGUGUGAUACCGGUGGUGCAGGGCUGGAUCCUAUUACCUUAGACCUCGCAUUGCCAAUAAAAAUCCGCAUCUCGUAAUACAGCAUCGCUAUCCUCGCUCGCGUUGUCUUAUCCAUGGUCGGACGGUAUCAUAGCAAGUUGAAUACAUAUGGUUCUUGCAUGCAUGUUCUACGUUGUUGUGCCCAAAUGUAUACUGACUAAGGU